AUGUCAUUAAUUCACUUGGCCAACUAUUGUGCCCAUUUAAGGAAUUGUAUAAAUGCCACUCAUGCCAAAACAUCAAUCCCAUAUACUCGUUUAUUAUUACAAGCAUCCCUUGGAUUAUAUAAACAAGGUUUCAUAUCUAGUAUUCAAAAAGGAUCAGUUCAAGGACCAGAUCAAGUCCCAACAGAUGUAACUUCUGAUAAUAUCUCCACUAGAAGACUAUGGUUAGAUUUGAAGUAUAGAAAUAAUGUUCCUGUGAUUAGAGGGAUUAAUGUGAUAUCUAAACCUGGGAGAAAGAUAUAUUUAAGAAGUGAUGAGAUUAAGGCUUUAGCUUCGGGUUUCCCAGUUAGAAAGAUUAGUGCAUUGGAACCGGCUGAAAGUAUUUUUAUUAGAUGUGGUACUGAAGUAUUGGAAGUUCAAGAUGCGGCAAAGAGAAAUCUUGACGGUGAACCAUUAUUUAGAGUUAAGUAA
Molecule: messenger RNA, 468 nt
Organism: Hemisphaericaspora subhashii
Lineage: Eukaryota; Fungi; Ascomycota; Pichiomycetes; Serinales; Debaryomycetaceae
Product: mitochondrial 37S ribosomal protein MRPS8
Exons: 1
Coding region: 1-468 (155 amino acids)
Biological process (GO): translation
Cellular component (GO): ribosome
Molecular function (GO): structural constituent of ribosome
Source: RefSeq, a predicted model, not a curated record